This is a messenger RNA of Thecamonas trahens ATCC 50062, 306 nucleotides long. RefSeq lists its product as uncharacterized. The transcript has a single exon. The record is from RefSeq and is a predicted model, not a curated record. Bases 1 to 306 code for a protein of 101 amino acids. NCBI's taxonomy places the organism in Eukaryota, Apusomonadida, Apusomonadidae.
AUGAGCAUCUUUGCUGUGGCUGGCCUCGUGGUCUUUGUCAUCCUCCUCGCCGCCCGCAAGUACGCUCGUCGUGGCGCGGGCUACCUGGACGAGGAUGCUGUCGUGACUCGAAUGGACAGAGUGGCCGAGAGGGAGCUUCGGGAGGACUUUACUGCUUUGGAUCAAGCUCCGCCGCCGCCGCUCCGUCGCCCGCAUGGCGACUACGUCAUCUCGUCCGACGAGAUGGGCCCGCCCAGAUCGUCCAGCUACGAGUCGUACUACUCGUACGAGGAGGUGGCCAAGCUCGGCCCGGACAAGGGCAAGUGA